AUGGCACAAUCAGAUAUCAAGAAGUAUGGAGUGAAACCACAGAUGCCUGAUCAGACUUUCCCCAGUGCCUGGAAACUCCUGCUCCAAGAUGGCUUUUCAGAGCAAGUGCUACACCGGGUAAAAGGAGAGUCUGGUGCUCCACCCCCCAUCAAUUGUUUGCUUAGCCACUGGAGUGAAUGGGGAUCAUGUAAUCCAUGCGGCAAAGAAAGUUAUCGCUCAAGAAGUGUCUUGAAAUAUGGACAGUUCAGAGGGAAGCCAUGCUUUGAACCUCUGGGUGACAAACAGAGCUGUGUAACAGACCAAGUUUGCCCUGAAGAAGAAAUUGACUGUGGAGAGGAGGAGGAUAACUUCCAAUGUGCUAAUGGAGUCUGCAUCAAACAAAGAUUGGUGUGUAACACAGACAAUGACUGUGGAGAUUUCUCUGAUGAAGCUAACUGUAAUGACACCAAAUCCCGCCCGCCCUGUCGUGGUCGCAUUGUUGGCAUAUCAAAAAUUGGAAGAAAAGCUGGCCAAGGACUCAACAUUCUAGGAAUGAGACCAAAGGGUACUCCAUUUUACAAUGAAUUUUAUAAUGGUUUUUGCAACCGGGAACGUGAUAGGAAUACAGGGAUCUAUUAUCGUACACCAUGGAAUGUUGCAGUUAUCAAUUAUAGAACGAAUGAAGACAGACGAUUCUCAUCUGGGGAGUAUUCAGACAAGGUGGCUGCAAUGAGAAAGAUGUUCACAGAGGGAAAACAGGAUUUUCAGUCUAGCCUUUCUCUGAAAUUCAUCCCUACUGAGACUCAGACUAGUACAUCAAUAGAACUCAGUCCUGGUUUGAGUGCUUCCACAAACACAAACAUCAGUCGCUUCUUGGAAGUGUCUAGUGAAAGGGAGCAAACCUUUCUAUACCUGAAAGGAACCAUAGAAGUGGGAACGUACAUAAUGCGAAACCGUGACGUUCGGCUGACUGACACGUUCCUUGAGGAUUUAAAAAAUCUGCCCAGCAACUACGACAUGGGAGAAUAUUUUAGAUUUCUGGAAACAUACGGAACUCACUAUACAGAAAAGGGAAAGGUCGGGGGAAUAUAUGAACUACUGUAUGUCCUGGACAAGCGGAAUAUGAGAGAGGAAGGAGUCACAGUAGAGAAUGUAAAGGCCUGCCUGGGAUAUGAUGACAUGGUCCGUUUUGCAAUGCAAAUGAACAACUCAACUGGACGAGCCAUUAUCCACAGUGUGAUCGCUCGAGUUCAAGGAGGGAUGAGUGUUAUCUUAGCAGAGCUGGAGGAAAAGUUAUCAAGAGGUGCCAAGCUUGUCAAUGCAAAGGACUUCAUACGGUGGGCUGCUACCCUCACCAAAGCUCCAGCCCUCAUAGACUAUAUACCACAUCCAAUCUAUACUCUCGUACCUGUGAAGAUGCCCAAUGCCCAUACAAAGAAACAAAAUCUGGAGCAAGCCGUGGAGGACUAUGUUGCUGAAUACAAUGUGUGCAAAUGCCAGCCCUGCCCAAACGGAGGGACUGUGAUACUGGUGAACGGAGAGUGCAUUUGUGCGUGUUCACCCUAUUUUAAAGGAAUGGCCUGCCAGAUACCCAAAUAUGAGCAAAUAACAGCACAGACAUUCACUGACGGAGGCUGGAGCUGCUGGUCUAGCUGGUCCCCUUGUGUGCAAGGAGAACGCACUCGGACACGGGAAUGUAAUAAUCCAGCACCUAAAUCAAGGGGCAGGCACUGUGAAGGCGCUGCCUUAGAAAGACGACGCUGCACCUAGGUGUCUGAUUAGACAGCGGAUACAGCCUGAAUACCACGCAGAUCUGCA
This is a messenger RNA of Gekko japonicus, 1797 nucleotides long. It is a transcript of the gene C9, whose product is annotated as complement component 9. Gene Ontology annotation, molecular function: protein binding. The transcript is spliced from 12 exons. Lineage: Eukaryota; Metazoa; Chordata; Lepidosauria; Squamata; Gekkonidae. Gene Ontology annotation, biological process: immune response. The record is from RefSeq and is a predicted model, not a curated record. Gene Ontology annotation, cellular component: membrane attack complex. Bases 1 to 1749 code for a protein of 582 amino acids.